AUGGCCGAUUUCCUGCUGAGACCGAUCAAGCAACGCCACAGCAGUGACGGCAAAUACGUGACGGUAGAUGCUGGCGGCGGAUCAGUGUCCAAGAUCGAGCCCAUCGCGGAUUUCGUCAUAAAGACCAAACUGGUAUCCAGCAAUGGCCCAGAGGAGUUGCAGAACGCCAAGAAGGUGUUCAUCAACGUGUGCCAUUCCGGGCUCGUGCCCAAACCCGAGACGGAGUUCGAUGCGAGGAUAGUGUUCCCGCUUAUUAUCCAGAACGAGUGGGAGAUCCCGAUCAUCACGUCGUGCCACCGGACGGACCGUGACAAGAAGGGACAAGAGUGCUAUGUGUGGGACUGCUGCAUAAACAGCGAUUGCUCGCGCUGGAUACGUGAGGACGUCCAGCUGCGGGAGAUCCUGGUGGAGUGGUGUCUGGAGUCGUGCGAGAUCCGUGACUCCGUCGUGCUUUGCAGGGACCACAUAGCGUUCCCCAAGAUGAGGCAGAAGGGCGCGGAGAUCCCUGCGCUGGAGAUACUGAACGACGAGCUGCAGAACGAUUACAAGACGGAGAUGCACAGGAUCAUCGAGGAAGAGGCCAGCAACCCGAUGAGCGUUCUGCGCGGCCACGCUAAGGACGACGACGGUGGCGACGAUGGCGACGACGGGACGCUACCGCCGCUGUUCCCAGUGGCGAGGGCACCGGUAGGCCGCAUAGAGGAGAUCGACGAGACCGUUAUCGCCCAGCGGAGGAACAAGAAGGCUGCGGCAGUGCAGCAGCAGCCUGACAAGCCCGAGUACGAGGUGAAGAUGAAGAGGUACGACAGUGGGGAGUACAAGCUGCGGAUUCUCGUCGAGAACAAAGCGGGAAACUCGCUGCCGGGGCAGUUUGCUCCGCUGUACAAGCCGGCGGAGAACGAGCUGUAUAUCAACGACGAGUUGAGCAUACCGUUGCCGCACGGCGUGGUCCGGAACGCGGCAGACAUCAAGAUCUUCCACGUUUCCAAAGAACGCAGACUGUACGUAUACGUUUGA
Molecule: messenger RNA, 1017 nt
Organism: Saccharomyces eubayanus
Lineage: Eukaryota; Fungi; Ascomycota; Saccharomycetes; Saccharomycetales; Saccharomycetaceae
Gene: PIH1
Product: Pih1p
Exons: 1
Coding region: 1-1017 (338 amino acids)
Biological process (GO): box C/D snoRNP assembly; rRNA processing
Cellular component (GO): ribonucleoprotein complex; cytoplasm; R2TP complex
Source: RefSeq, a predicted model, not a curated record